AUGGCUGGAGGAGUCAAAAAGAAGAAAAAGGCGCAAGCGGAGGUCAAAUGCCUUUGCUCAGCCACAAAAAGUUACAAAGUAGGCGGCGAAGAACCGUCACAGUUAAUGAUGGAGGAGCUCGCCCCACAAAGUGGAUCAGUUACAGACGCCCAAAUUGCCACGAUUGGGAAAAGUAAGGUUAUUUUUAAGCCAACUGGUGGGGAGAAAGUGGUACCAAAAAUUCCUUACAAAGAUAUCGUGGAAAUGCGCCAGUUCAAUGCUGAUUUGAAAGUUUGUGUGGUAAGAGUGGAAAAGAAGAAAGUUGGAAUCUUGGUCGUGCUGAAAUUCUCCACAGAAGAUGAAUGUAAGAAUUUUAUGUCUCUAGUAAAGGGCAAGAAUUCGAAGGUGAUGGUGAGCAGAAGUACGACUCAAACUAGACAAACAGUGCAUGACACUCUGGUAACACAACGGGAGCCAAAUGGUACUGCUGCACUUCCAAUAUCGCCCUCUCCUGUUCUGUCACACCAAUCAUCUCCUAUUUCUACGAAACAACAGCCCUUAAAUCGCAGCAUUGCCCACAGUCCUAUCAAUCGUAGCAAAUUAGUGAGCACCUUAUCAACCAAACCGAAGGUGCAUACGGAUUUGCAACAUCCUUACAACACGGAAACAUCGAGAAUCGAGGCAGUAAUCACAACAAGUUCUUGGAGUGUGUUAUUUAUCUCACGAGGAACUUCUCCACCCUCUGUAUCUAUACAUCAACAACAGACCUCUCAAGUUCAAAAGAAGCCGUUGAUAUCGCGGGGCACAGAAAUGAUAAAUCAGCGCAGGAAAUCGUCCUCCUCUUCGCUAAGCCUAUCCACAGCUCUAGAUCAGCAAAAAUUGGAAUCGGAUAAUCGAAUGAGCCAAAGGUAUCCCAAAAGAUCUUCUUCGUCUGGAUCUCCCAAAUCACACAGCUGGGGACGUCGUAAAAAGUCGAAUCUGAGGAGUCGUAAAAAACAUAAAAGUACUAGAAAAUCCUUCUCCUCCAGUUCUUUUAGGUCACACGAUAUAAGGCGCCAAAAUCAGUCCACAAUGCAGAAUCGUCAAGGUUCACUGCACCGAAGAAAAUUGUCUGUUUCAUCGAAUUCUUCUUUCAAUAAAUGGAUUCGCCAGAAUAAAAUCAAAUCUGCGAAUCACGUAGGAGGACUACACAAAGUUUCCUUAAGCAUAUCAAGCUCCUAUUCUUCUAGUGAAUCUAAAGAGCGGGACAAAUCAAAACCACGAAAUCAUGAUGGUCAAGCUUCUAAGGAAAAUUUUCCAAUUUUAUACUUCAAAAUAUGGAGUCAUAAAUGUUCUUGGUUAAAAUUUGUGUUUCACCGCAUAUUGCAAAGCCAUUCCAUUAUUGAGAAAAAUCUACCCUAUUUAAUUUUAAUUUGA
Molecule: messenger RNA, 1395 nt
Organism: Echinococcus granulosus
Lineage: Eukaryota; Metazoa; Platyhelminthes; Cestoda; Cyclophyllidea; Taeniidae
Exons: 2
Coding region: 1-1395 (464 amino acids)
Source: RefSeq, a predicted model, not a curated record